AUUUUUCUAUACUUAAUUAGAAGUUAGAAGUGUUUUUAUUAUUUCUCUACGUACUUAGCGGGUUUAAAUGAUAAUUUCUUCCCCCAGCUGUUCAGCGAGGACGUUUGCCGCCAACACAGCAUAGCCUUCCGGGUCAGAUGGCUUUGACCAACGGAGACGCCUUGAAUGGUCAUUCGUACCUGUCCAGCUUCAUCUCGCUCCUGCUGAGAGCAGAACCCUACCAGCCAUCUCGGUAUGCUCAGUGUAUGCAACCUAAUAACUUCAUGGGAAUUGAUAAUAUCUGUGAAUUAGCGGCUCGCUUGUUGUUCAGUGCAGUCGAGUGGGCAAGAAAUAUCCCGUUCUUUCCCGACCUUCAAGUAACUGACCAAGUGGCUCUACUCCGACUCGUUUGGAGCGAACUCUUUGUGUUGAAUGCCUCUCAAUGUUCUAUGCCUCUACACGUGGCGCCCCUACUGGCGGCCGCUGGACUACACGCCUCACCCAUGGCGGCGGACCGUGUGGUGGCGUUCAUGGACCACAUUCGCAUCUUCCAGGAACAGGUAGAGAAGUUAAAGGCUCUUCACGUUGAUGCUGCCGAAUACAGCUGUUUGAAGGCGAUCGUUCUCUUCACGACAGACGCCUGUGGCAUCUCGGACGUCGGGCACAUCGAGAGCUUACAGGAAAAAUCCCAGUGUGCUCUGGAGGAGUACUGUAGGACACAGUACCCCAACCAGCCUACUCGGUUCGGUAAGCUUCUCCUUCGCUUGCCUUCCCUAAGGACCGUCAGCUCCCAAGUGAUAGAGCAACUGUUUUUUGUACGGCUGGUGGGAAAGACACCUAUAGAAACCCUCAUAAGGGACAUGUUGUUGAGUGGCAGCUCUUUCAACUGGCCCUACAUGCCACUGCAGUGACCCUUGUAGAGGUCAUGAUCACAUUUUCAAUAUGCCCCAUCUCUUGUGGUGAUCAUUCCUCACUGAAGAUAGACAAUAUUUAGUAUGAAAAUCCAUCAGCACGUCUGGAUCCUAAUGCUAUUCUUUAUGGAAAAUGAAGAAAGUGAAGAGUACCGUCGAGAAACCGUGGUUUUUCCGGCCCCAAAAGUUCAAGGCUCAGUUCAAGUCAAUUACUUAUUGCAACAAUGUUUAGAAUAAGUACUGAAGAUAAACUUGAUGUAUAUACGCGUUGCCAGGACACAACACAUCAUAUAUUACUAUACGCGUUGCCUGGACACAACGCACUAUAUAUAUUACAAUAUGCGUUGUCUACAAACGACUCGUCAUAUUUUACUUAUAGUGGGGAAAAAAAAUUAAAACAUUUGAAACAUCAAAUUACUGUUUUGUCAGCGCUGUAUAGAGUAGUUUUUAUCAUUUGAACAUUUUGUUUUCGUUAACAAGAGAAAUACGUCGAAAUUGCUUUUAUGACAUGGAGUUGUGCUACGCAAGUUACAGAACAUUUUAUAAUCAUGACAAGUUCUUCUUCAUUAAGGCAGUUUUGAAGAAAACAGUUUAUAAUUUAAACAUGUCUACUUGUCUAAAAUCACGCUGUAAUGUAAAAAAAAAAGAAUUAUAUGCCGGUGAAAGUUUUAUUUCAGGUUUUAGCUGUCUCAAGAAUUACUCCUUUUGACUUAUUGCUUUGGUUAGUGAAAAUCUACAAUGUAGCCAGUUAUUCAAACAGAUUUUUUUUUUCUGUCCACAAAAUGUUGCCAUAAAAUGAUAGUUUAUUAAUUAUGUUUCCAAGACAGGUCGCUGACGUAAUAAGUGUUUUUAUAAAAUAUUGAUAACAUUUUGUUUUAGACGCUGAUAUCUAGUUGUACAUUGUUUAUAUCUAAGUGUUGUUGGGAGAAAGAGCUCUGACAUACAUAAUGUCUUCAUUCAAUUACUGAAACGUAAAUCCCUCUCUCAAUUAAAGCCUGAAAAACAAAUGUGUAAUGAGUAAAAACCCCAUCUUUCUAGACGACGUCAGUUAGUUACAGAAAUAUAUCUGGCCAACAUCUAAAUAAAAACAUGCAUAUCUUCAACUGACACACGUGCAGUAUAUUUAUAAAUCAAAAGAAGGACGUGAGGAAACGAGAUAUGGCGAGAAGUUGAUGUUUGGCUUGAAUAAGCGCCUCAGACGAAACGUUUCUUCAGGAAGUUGUCUGUUUCUUGUGAGAAACACAACGUUAAACGACAACGAACCAAUUAUAACUAGAAAUACAUUUUUGGUUAAUUAUUGACAUUGUUCUCUACAUGUUAAACGAGGAGACAUUUAUCUUCUUCUUUUUAGAGGCGACGUUAAGGUCAGCCAGCAGGUCUAAUCAAAACCUUAGGCGACGUUAAGGUCAGCCAGUAGGUCUAAUCAAGGCCCUAGGCGACGUUAAGGUCAGCCAGUAGGUCUAAUCAAGGCCCUAGGCGACGUUAAGGUCAGCCAGCAGGUCUAAUCAAAACCUUAGGCGACGUUAAGGUCAGCCAGCAAGUCUAAUCAAGACCUUAGGCAACGUUAAGGUCAGCCAGCAGGUCUAAUCAAGGCCUUUUCCAAGAUUAAAAUGUCUCCAGUCAAAACCAAUUAAGGACGGAUGUAGUCCACUGUACUUGAAAAAAAAAAUAAAUCAUAAUAUGCUUGUGUAUCAUCACUUGAGGUCGGCACUGCUAGAAUGUUGUAGGAUUCACAUGAUAUCUGACCAGCCACAUUUUGAAAGAGUAUAUUUCAUAUUUUGAAUGAGCAAAUUGAAGAAUAUUAUUCUGAAGGUUUUCAAAUAAAUUCUUAAAGUAUUUAUAAUAAAGCAAUGUGUCCUUUUUUUGUGAGGACCACACUAGGUUUUAACCUCGUCAUUACAUAAAACGAGCAAUCUUAUUAUUAAACUAAAUAACGACGUUCGUGUUAGGUUGUUAUGAGGACAUAAGGACCACACUAGGUUUUAACCUCGUCAUUACAUAAAACGAGCAAUCUUAUUAUUAAAUUAAAUAACGACGUUCGUGUUAGGUUGUUAUGUUGUCCUAGACGAAAAAAUUAUGGUUGUCACCGAAUUAGAUUGUAUAUUGCCCAAGGCAACAUAUUUGGGUUGUCACCGUGUUAGAAGUUGCUAUGUUUUCCAAAACAUCAAUCAACUUAUGGUUGGCACCAUGAUACGUUGUCACGGCGUUCAAGACAUCAACUUGUGGUUGUCACCAUGUUAGGUUUCCACGGCGUUCAAGACAUCAACUUGUGGUUGUCACUAUGUUAGGUUUCCACGGUGUUCAAGACACCAACUUAAGGUUGUCACUAUGUUAGGUUUCCACGGUGUUCAAGACAUCAACUUAAGGUUGUCACUAUGUUAGGUUUCCACGGUGUUCAAGACAUCAACUUAAGGUUGUCACUAUGUUAGGUUGCCAGGUUCCCAAGGUCUUCAAGAAAUCACCAGUAGAAUGAUCUCUAAGUUUGUUUUAAUAUUCGAGAAAGUAUUUUUUGUCUUUUAUAUCAUUCAAAUUUUUGUAUUACACAAAUAAAAUUGUUUCGACGAGGUUUUAACAUUUAUCUAGACACGUGGCAAAAAAAUAAAUAAACAAAUGAAAUAUGA
Limulus polyphemus (Atlantic horseshoe crab) is the source of this 3511-nucleotide messenger RNA. RefSeq names its product COUP transcription factor 2. The transcript is spliced from 2 exons. The record is from RefSeq and is a predicted model, not a curated record. Gene Ontology annotation, molecular function: RNA polymerase II cis-regulatory region sequence-specific DNA binding; nuclear receptor activity. Lineage: Eukaryota; Metazoa; Arthropoda; Merostomata; Xiphosura; Limulidae. Bases 138 to 890 code for a protein of 250 amino acids. Gene Ontology annotation, biological process: cell differentiation; regulation of transcription by RNA polymerase II; anatomical structure development.